Messenger RNA from Crotalus tigris (Tiger rattlesnake), 2508 nucleotides. It is a transcript of the gene COPS7B, whose product is annotated as COP9 signalosome subunit 7B. Gene Ontology annotation, biological process: COP9 signalosome assembly. NCBI's taxonomy places the organism in Eukaryota, Metazoa, Chordata, Lepidosauria, Squamata, Viperidae. Bases 408 to 1205 code for a protein of 265 amino acids. The record is from RefSeq and is a predicted model, not a curated record. The transcript has 8 exons. Gene Ontology annotation, cellular component: COP9 signalosome.
GAAACCGCUUGAGCGGAACGUUUGUCUCGGGCGACGCAGUUUCCGUCCGGGCCGCGGGACGAACGGACCAUCGGACCCACUUGCGAGCGGCGCCCGUUUGGGCACGGCGGCUGUCAUGGCGGCCUGAGGCGAGGUACGGCCGAGCGGAGAAGCAGUCGGGGGAGAACGGCAGCUGCCCGGGAACAUGUGCAGCCACCAACUCCCUUAAAUGCAGCCUUAUGUGGUAACCAGUUGUGUGUGGUAACCAUUUUUUCCUCCUAGUCUGUAUUUCUGAGCACACUGGAGCCUGAAGUAACACUGGUUAUUUCUGCCUCUGGUAUACCUGGACAGAAACUCUGCUUCUACAAUAUCCAGUGGAGACCCUUCUCACUUUCUUUGCAAGCCCCUGAGUGGCUUAAACACUGAGAAUGGCAGGGGAGCAAAAACCAGCCUCCAAUCACCUGGAGCAGUUCAUUUUAUUGGCCAAAGGCACCAGCGGUUCAGCUCUGAUCGCUCUCAUCAACCAAGUGCUGGAGGCUCCGGGGGUUUAUGUCUUCGGAGAACUACUGGAAUUGACCAAUGUGCGAGAGAUUGCCAAAGGGCCCAAUGCUGCUUAUUUCCAGCUGCUGAAUCUCUUUGCCUAUGGAACCUACCCAGAUUAUGUUGCGAACCAGAACAACCUGCCAGCUUUGACGAGGGCCCAGAAGAACAAGUUGAAGCACUUGACCAUCGUCAGCUUAGCGUCCAGGAUGAAGUGCAUCCCUUACUCAGUGCUGCUGAAAGAUCUGGACAUGCGCAACCUCCGGGAGCUGGAAGACCUGAUUAUUGAAGCCGUUUACACUGACAUCAUCCAAGGCAAACUGGAUCAACGGAACCAGGUGCUGGAAGUGGAUUUCUGCAUUGGGCGGGACAUCCAAAGGAAGGACAUCAGCAACAUCAUUAAAACCCUCAAUGAGUGGUGCGACGGGUGUGAGGCCGUCCUGUUAGGAAUCGAACAGCAGGUCCUCAGAGCCAACCAAUACAAGGAGAACCACAACCGGACUCAGCAACAGGUGGAGACGGAGGUCCUGAACAUCAAGAAGACCUUGAAGGCCACCGCAUCCUCCUCCUCCUCUGCCCAAGAGAUGGACCAGCAGCUGGCCGAGCGGGAGUGUCCUCACCCAGAGCAGAGGCAACCCACCAAAAAGAUCUCCAAGGUCAAAGGGCUGGUCUCCAGUCGCCACUAGUGCCCGGAGCUGCUGCCGGGGGGGUGGGGUGGGGGGAGCUGCUGAUGGGGGCCCUGAGUGACUCUGGAGGAAAGGGGUCUGGGCCUCCCUGGUCUACCUGCCUCCUCCCACUCCCCCCCCUCCCCACAACCCCCUUCCAGCAGCUUCUGAGCCAGUUGAGACACUGCCAACAUUCUCUCCCAGAGCUUUGCGUUAGGACUUUGGGGGGGAGGGAUCCCUGUAUUUGGAGGGUCAGAUGCUGAGUAAGGAGGUGGUCACCCUUUGGGGGUCACUCCCACGAGGAGUUGUGUUCCUUGGCAGCAGCGCACUUCCCCGCGGGGCGGGGUGGGGCGGGGUUGGGAGGUUGGGUUUUCCGGCCAAAGGCGUGUGUGACAUCCCUGCCUUCGCUGCUCGUUCUUCGUCUCUUUGGCCUUGAUCUUCGAAGUCAACUCUCUACCUCAGUGGUCCCCAACCGUUCCGGCAGCCGGAGGGGGGGGGGAGAAGAGGGGAUAGUUCUGGGCGAGCGGUGGGUAAGCGUGAGCACCGCUCCAUUUGCGCGAGCCAUGGCUACGAGCGCCCGCCUCUGGCACAAGUGGAGGUGCAUUCGCGCGCUUGCCCGUCCCAUUUGUGGCCCGGUGGUGAAUUGCACCACAGCCCGGUAACUGGUCUACGGCUUGGGGGGUUGGGGACCCCUGCUCUACCUCACGCUGGCGGGCACCGGGCAUGUUUACUCACCAUCCAUCAGGCGCUCCUUCGAAGCCCAGGCGCUCCUACCUGUGACAGCUCAGGCCACUUCCUUGACGCCGAGGAAGGAGGGAGGGAGGGAGGGGGAGCGAAAAAGCUGCUAUUUCAACCUCCUUUCCAGCCCCACUUCUGUACCUUGGACCACCAAAAGGCAGGGCUGCCCAAUGGAUAGCGCCCCAUUCCUCCCUCAUCCCCCCCAUCCCCAUCUUGUGUUCUGUGCUACCGGUUUGCUCCCUGCUGCAGCUUCUUGAACGUGGCGCGUGAGGCGCCAGGGGGGAUCCAUCCAAGAGGUCCUCUCCUCCCCCCCCCCGCCAUCCUUUGCGGAUCCAGAACCCUUAAUUUGGGCAACGGAGGUUGAGAACUUGAAAUUCCUUUCUAGUUGUCUUUGACACACACACACACACACACACACACACACACACCUUCUUUUGUACGUUUCUUAAGACGGUUUGGACAUUUCAGCUUUUUUUGCUUCUUCUUUUUUUUUUUUAAAUUUGAUACCUGUUACAGACUCGCGCAAGGUGACUUGAUCCGAAGAAUUGUUUUCUAUUAAAAAAAAAAAUGAUAGUCACCCCUGAAA